AGCUGAGGGAUGCUGAGGUAGGCUUGCCCGUUGCUAGCCAGUUAGCCACGUUAGCUGUGUCUAGUAAUCCUGGCAGAAACAGUCGUUUCUUUUCGCCUUUCCAGAAAAAAUCACCCGAGGGAGAUAUACCACCAGCCAUGGAGAGGAUACAGCGCAUGUGGUCGUGUUUUGUAUCCUCUCGUAUCGUCGGCUUUUGGUUAGAUUUCAAUGUCAGUUUGUAGCUAGGGCUGUUUAGUUAGCUCAGCUAGCUUGUGUCUGGUGAACACAGGGCCAAGGCCAAGGCCAAGCAAGAAAAGGGAGGCCGUCGGGCAUUUGUUCUGUAGGUGGACAGGAGAGGAGAGGAGUAGCACACCAGGUUUUGGAUCAGAACUUCUUUUAGAGUUGCCUCUACCAGCAUCAUCAUCACUUUCACCAUCAGCUGAACCAUGUCUUCAUCAGGAUGCUGCCACCUACCCGGCUCCCUUUGUGAUUACUCUGGGAACGCUGAAUCUGAUGCCUCCAAGGAUUCGGAGGAGUCUGAUUCUACCACGCAGGCCCAGUACAUUGCCAAGGUUACCGCGAAAGAUGGCCGCCCACUCUCCACUGUUGUCAAAGCGGUGAGCUUGCAGAGUGAUGUGGGCAUGUGUCGUAUUUGUCAUGAGGGGGCUGGAGGAGAGACACUGCUCUCACCCUGUGACUGCACUGGCACACUGGGUAAAGUGCACAAGAGCUGCUUGGAGAAGUGGCUGUCCUCCUCCAACACCAGCUACUGUGAACUCUGUCACACAGAGUUUACUAUUGAACGGCGACCACAACCACUCACACAGUGGCUGAAGGACCCUGGCCCUCGGAGUGAGAAGCGCACGCUGCUUUGCGACAUGGCCUGCUUCCUUCUCAUCACACCCCUGGCAGCCAUCUCCGGCUGGCUGUGUCUGAGGGGAGCCCAGGACCACCUGCAACUGAAGAGCAGACUUGAGGCUGUUGGCCUCAUUGCCCUCACCAUUGCCCUCUUCACCAUCUACAUCCUCUGGACACUGGUGUCAUUUCGGUAUCACUGUCAGUUGUACUCGGAGUGGAGGAGGACCAAUCAGAAAGUGCGUCUGCUCAUGCCUGACAUGAAAGGGGCACACACCACCCAACGUUCAGUGCCGACCAAGUCGACCAAGAAAAUGACUGAUGAAACCAUCGUAUGAGUGCAGCGCAGUGGCAAGAGGAAUAUUUAAAAAUAACGCCCACUGAAGCACUCUCUAAAAACAAAGUUAAUCAUAUUAAUGAACUUUUGCACUUCAUAUGGACCAUUCUGCGAGGGGAGAGCUACUUUCUCCUUCUGUUUUCUUUUAUUGAAGCACUUGAUGUAAACUACUACGGUAUUGACCCCACCACAAAAGUGGUUUUGCGAAGAACUCAUUCCGGAGUCAUAGUUGAUGUUGAAACACAGUUGUCAUCGGACAGCCAGUGCUGGGACGUGAACGACUGAACACUUGGAUAAUGGACUAACCAGCCCGACUGUAUGUCCGUGACACAAGCUUAUGAAAUACUAAGACACAAGCUAAUGUAGCAGGAUAUAACUGAAUCAGCAUGCUACUACAGUAUAAUAUGAAACAUAUUCACACUACCUAUAAUUCCCCCAUGCCCCUUCACAAUGUAUUUAGCUGUUUUUGAACAAUGGGCAGCCAAUAGCCCAGCGGAGGAUAAUAAUCUAAAAACAUGACUGACAAAGUCUACAGUGGCCAGAAAAAGUAAGUGAACACUUUGAAAUUAUCUUUAUUUAUGUAUACAUUUGUCUUAAAAUAUGGGCAGAUCCUCAUCUAAGUUAGAGUUAUUUAUUUUAAUUCUCUUGUCCAUACUGAAUACAUCAUUAAAGUAUUCACAGUGUAGGUCGAAAAACUGCAUGUGAACCUCUAUCCUAAUGGUAUUAACAAAAGCUAACUAAAGUCAGGAGUUGUCAAAGCUAGAGUCUGCUAAAUGAAACCAGAUUGGAGUUGUGGGUUGGACUUCACACCCUUUGAGUUUGCUUUUCACAGGAAACAUCUGCUGAUGUGAAACAAGUGAAGACUUGCAAUCAAGAAUUCGGGAUUUGCAUAAAGCUGAAAGUGUUAGAAAGUCAUCUCAAAGAGUUUAAAUGACGAUUUUGUUCUGUGGCUACCCACCCUAGAAGUAGGCACUCGGCUACUCCAAAAGCACAAUGCAGAAGCUCAGUAAUUUUACAAAGAACCUCAGACUAACAGCUAAAGGCUUAAAGGAAACAUCGGAGCUGAUUAACAUCUUUGUUCAUGAGUCUACCACACGCAGAUCAUGAUGCAUGCUGUUCUGCCAUGGACGCCACGGAGGAAGCCACUGCUCUCCAAAAAAACAUCACUGCACCCCCAAAAUUUGCCAAAGAGCAGUUUGACCCUCCACAAUGCUACUGGGAAAAUGUUAUAUUUUGGACUGAUUUAGUCCAACAUAACAUGUUGGACUAAACUAAGGAAGAAGGAAGUACGGUGGAGGGACCAUCAUGAUUUGGGGCUUUGCUGCCUCUGGGCUGGGGCAGCUUGCCAUCAUCAAAGAGAAAAUGAGUUUAUCUAGGAAUCUAACAGGAUAAUGUCAGGGUGGCUGUCCGCCUGCUGAAGAUCAGUAGAAGUUGGGUGAUGCAGCAGGACAAUGAUCAUAAACAUCAAAGUUAAUCAACUACAAAAUGCUUUUGAACAAAGAAAAUCCACCUGUUGGAGAGGCUCAGUCAGAGCCCAGACCUGAACCCAGUAGAGAUGCUGUGGAAUGACUCAGAGAGCUGCUCACACCAGACAUCCGGAGAGUAUGUCUGAGCUGAAGCAGUUCUGUUAGAAGAAUCGUCCAAGAUUCCUCCUGAACAUUGUGCAGGUCUGAUCAGCAGCGACUGGAAGAGCUUGUUUGAGGUUAUUGCUGACACAGAAGUUUCGUUAUUUAACCCAAGGGCUCACUCACUUUUUUCCAUCAGCGCUGUGAAUUUUUAAUGGGUGUGUUCCUUAAAGAUGAAAAACAUUAUAAUUAUUUGUGUGAUAUUAGCUUAGGGACACUAUGUGUACUAUACUUGUGACUGAGGUGAAGAGCAGAUCAUGUUUUAUGACCAAUUGAUGCAGAAAACCAGGUCAUUCCAAAGGGUUCACAUGCUUUUUCUUGCCACUGUAUCUGUGAAUGUUCUUUCUCGACAAGUAGAGAGUGACAUUCGCUCAUACCAACGUUCUUGUCUAUAAUCUGAACCCUUUCAAAGUUUCCAGGUAAAGCUUUAUCAUCGCUGUCUGAACGGUGACACUCCAAUCAUUUUGCUGUUUAGACAGCAGCUGAGGCAUCACACAUCUAUCACACUUGUCACUGGGUCAGUGAAGAUUGUAGUAUAUGGGAGAACACAAACUGCAUCCGUUAAACGGCAGCGCAGUAACAUAUAAGAAAAUAGUAUUGACGGUGUGGAAAAGUGUUUACAUUCCAAUUGGAUGACAUUUCUACUAUUGUCAUAAAGUGCAUUAGCAAACUGCCCUGCUCCACUUGUAAAUGCACCAUUCAUAAAUUGAACUGCCUAGCAAUGACCAGUAGUAAUGUCCUACAUCACAAGAGAUGCAAUUUUAAAUAGAAGAGAAACAGUGUUCUGAAUAGUGAGAUUACAGACUGACUUUUGUCCUGUAUUACACACAGCAAUGUAUCAGAGCAGGCUGGUACUCAGUAAAGGUGCAAAAGAGAAAUGUGUUUGAGAUGUCAAUCAAUGUAUGCAGCAUAUGGUAAACAAAGUAUUUUGUGUUAUUGUAGUCUUCCUGCUGCAUCUCCUGGAAAGUUGGGUUAUUGUGCAAUAAAACAAGAGGGACUCCUGGA
Molecule: messenger RNA, 3801 nt
Organism: Seriola aureovittata
Lineage: Eukaryota; Metazoa; Chordata; Actinopteri; Carangiformes; Carangidae
Product: E3 ubiquitin-protein ligase MARCHF2-like
Exons: 5
Coding region: 426-1172 (248 amino acids)
Biological process (GO): protein ubiquitination
Molecular function (GO): ubiquitin-protein transferase activity; zinc ion binding
Source: RefSeq, a predicted model, not a curated record